AUGAGAAGAGCAUGGAUUACAUAUGUUCAGGCAGCAUCAAACACAAUCAUACAAUUGAAGCUUAGCAAAGCAGCAGAUGAAGGAGCCAAACCAAUUAGGCAACCUGAAAGGCAUCUCAAUCCUACCAUUCUAGAGGUUGUGAAGAAGGAGGUCUCUCGGUUGUUGGAAGCUGACAUUAUUUAUCCGAUUUCGGAUGAUCUUCUAGAGCAUUGCAUAGAGGUGUUUAUGGACGAUUUUAGUGUUUAUGGGGACUCCUUUGACCUUUGCUUAGACAAUCUUGCAAAGGACUUUAGUAAGGUGGCGUUACCUCUCUCUCGAUUGUUGCAAAAGGAUGUGGAAUUUGAUUUGAGUGAAGAGUGCAUGGAAGCAUUUGACAAGAUCAAAAUUGCUUUGACCCAAGCUCCCAUUGUGAGAGGGCCAGACUGGAGUAGGCCAUUCGAAAUCAUGUGUGAUUUAUCAAACUAUGCGGUGGGAGUGGCGCUAACUCAACGUGAGGGUAAAAAUCCUUAUGUCAUUGGCUAUGUCUUUAAGACUUUAGAUGGAGCCCAGUCCAACUAUACUACUACCGAGAAGGAAUUGUUAGCAAUUGUCUUUGCCUUGGAUAAAUUUCGGGCUUAUUUACUUGGCUCUGUUGACUAUGUUUCCAAGUGGGUGGAGGCGAUUCUCACCCGAACUGAUGAUGCUAAUGAUGCAGGUUUAAUGAAGAAGUACGACAUCAUUCAUAAGGUGGCCACCGCAUACCACCCUCAAACAAAUAGCCAAGCCGAAGUUUCCAACCGAGAAAUCAAGCGCAUAUUGGAAAAAAUUGUGAAGCCUCAUAGGAAGGAUUGGAGUUCUAAACUCGGAGAUGCGCUUUGGGCUUACCGGACGGCUUAUAAGACACCAAUUGGUAUGAGCCCAUUCUGGAAGUUACAGUUGGUGGAGCUUGAGUGCCUUCGAUUGGAAGCCUAUAAGAAUUCAAGGCUCUACAAGGAGAGGAUGAAGGUGGUGCAUGAUGAAAACAUAAUAAGGAGAGAGUUUAGAGCUGGAGAGCUAGUCCUCCUCUACAACUCUAGGUUGAGAUUGAUGCCUGGCAAGUUGAGGUGGGAAGGCCCUUAUAGAGUGGAGAAAGCUGAGUCAUAUGGGGUCUACCACCUGCGUCACCCUUCAAGCCCCAACAUAUUCAAAGUUAAUGACCAUCGUCUGAAGCUAUACCAUGGAGAGAAGAUGAAAAGCAACAAAGAGGUUAAGGUGUUCCUUCUUGAGGACGCACCUGAAGGCGAGGAGAUUUGA
Messenger RNA from Arachis ipaensis, 1272 nucleotides. NCBI's taxonomy places the organism in Eukaryota, Viridiplantae, Streptophyta, Magnoliopsida, Fabales, Fabaceae. The record is from RefSeq and is a predicted model, not a curated record.